GUUAUUUGUUGGGAUGGUUAGAGUAGUCCCAUCUUGUCAUCUGCUUCAUGCAAGUGCUUGUUUCAUAGGAUCAUUGUGACUCUGACAGGGUUCAAACUGUGAUUAUGCUAUUCUUGCACAAUGUCUUUAAGCCUUAUAGUGGUAGAGCAGUUUGUUGAGUUUUUCCAUGGCUAAUUGUGACUUGUAUUCCCAUUUCCACUGGAGUACUGGUUGGUGGUAGGACAGUUCCUGUCGUGAGUUUGUUUCAACUUGCAAGGAGCAUCAAUGUAAACCUUGAUGACCUCAUGAAUUAGAAAUCUGGAAGGAUUUGAAGAUGGUAAAUUCUGGUUCUUAGUGGUAACCCGCUGGCGCACUAGCAGUGAGUUGCUGGCACUGAUUUUACUUAGGAAGUUUCAGUAUUGAAGCCUCUUAAGGUGUCACUUGCCAGUUGAGCAGUUCCUUUCUUGCUGGUUUCUUUCAUAGAAAAAGGCAUCAUAAUAGGCCUAGAAUUCUUCUGAAUCGGGAUUUCACAUUUCUGUGCCGAUUUGAAUAGCCUAUGGAGGAAGAUCAGAUGCCGUGACCUUGAAGACAUUUUAAAAGGGAAGGGCCGGAUGAGAGUGAAAUGUCAGUGAUUUUUUAUCAGCAGUAGUCUUCUAUGCUGUUGGGAUGUACAUAAGGAUCAUUUAUACUCUGAUCUAACACCAGUAUUACAAAAUUAGUAUACAACAUUCAAAUAGGAUGAUGGUUCUGAUAGCUGCAUCCUAAUGUUGAUUUGGAGUUCUUUCCAUCAUGAACACUGCUGAUUACAUUCCUAUAAUUCCAAUAUGUGUAUACACUGCCAAACAAAUUAUUUUAGAACAUUCGGAUCUAUUACGUGUACCGUUAUUAUUUUUACUAUUUUUUACUAUUACUAGUACCUUUAUUAUUAUUGUUUUUUCAUCAUCUUUUUAGUUGGAUCUUGUGGGUUUCAUCUCUAGCCUACCCCAACUUGCUUGGGACAAAGGCUUUGUUGUUGUUGUUGUAUUCAGAUCUAUUAUGCAAGAGAUCGGCUCCUAUGUAGUUACUUACAUCAAUGUCUUGAAUUUGUCGUUGUUGCUUUGGCCAGAAAGAAUAUUUAUUCGCUUUUCACCUACUAGGGGAUUUUCUGAAUAUAUGACAAAUGGAGGCGAAUUGGAUCAACAACUCUGUGGGAAUAUUACAGCGGAGUUCAAUGAUUGCUCAAAACAAGUUCUUGAAAUUAUUUCCCUCCUCUCAAUGCCAAAAUUUGGUCGUAGUGAUCUUGCCGAUUUACUGAAGGGUGUUCAAGCACAUGAAAAAGAGAAGUUGCAUUUGACAGCGAAAAUUCAGGUGUUGAAGAAAGCUGGCCGCCCUUCGGAACGCCUGGUGAACCAUGAGCAUUGCAGGUCACACAACAUGGCCCAACAUGUGUGUGUACACGUCAAGGAAACAACGGAGGCUGCUGGCACAGAGGAUGCCGAGGCAGACGUGGAGUAUGACGGCGCCCUCAAGGAAGCCAUACAGGGCGUGCAAGAGGCAGUGACCAGCAUAAACGAGCAUAUGGAGGAGGUACGCUAUGAGAUUGACCUGCUCGAUGCAGAAACGGUCGGUAGCAAGUGGAUGGAAGUUGAGGAAGCGUUCCUUGAUACCGUGUCUAUUAAAUAGAAGAGAUGUGGGUGCAAAAGACUGGAUAGUGUAUGGAAGAAAUUCGCUGCCAAAUAUUUUGGAGUUUGGACACUGUUCAGUACAACACUCCUGAUUACAGAGCCAGAAGAGAUACCAGAUUCUACCGUAGGUUAACUUAUGUUAUUCAUGUUCCUUCUAAACUGAAUGAAACUCGAAUUCUUCUACUAAUGAUGAAACGCUUUUGCUGUUUA
Molecule: messenger RNA, 1853 nt
Organism: Phragmites australis (common reed)
Lineage: Eukaryota; Viridiplantae; Streptophyta; Magnoliopsida; Poales; Poaceae
Exons: 4
Coding region: 1015-1641 (208 amino acids)
Source: RefSeq, a predicted model, not a curated record